AUGUCUUCCGGCAAGUGGCAAGAACUGGCGAAGGCGAAGAGAGAGCAGCUCCAACAAGGUAUCCCUAAAGAAUGGACCAUUUCCCCGCGCUCGGAGUCCAAUGUACUUCAGAUUCCUGGCGAAUGUGGGGUACUGAGCUCCCAAGAAUUGGAGAUUACAUCUCUCUCAGACGUUUCCGUACUCCUGCGCAAUAUAGCCACUGCCAAAUGGUCUUCGCUCGAAGUGACCAGGGCUUUCUGCAAGCGUGCUGCGAUCGCCCAUCAAGUGACGAACUGCUUGACCGAUGCUUUCUUUGACUCUGCAUUGAAGAAGGCAGCAGAGUUGGACGACUACCUUCAACGGAACGGCAAGGUGGUCGGACCCCUUCACGGCCUCCCUAUAUCGCUGAAAGACCAGUUCCAAGUCAAAGGGUACCCCACGCCAAUGGGAUACACCUCUUGGCUUGACAAGGUGGCCGAAGAAGAUGCCGUCGUCGUCCAAAUUCUUCGAGAGUCCGGUGCCGUGAUAUACGUGCGAACCAAUGUACCGCAGACCUUGAUGUGGACGGAGACGUAUAACAAUGUUUACGGCCGUACGGUUAACCCAUUCAACACGUCCCUCACGCCUGGCGGAUCCAGUGGCGGAGAAGCCGCGCUACUUGCUAUGCACGGUAGUAUCCUUGGUCUAGGGACCGAUAUCGGCGGAUCGAGUCGGCUUCCCGCGCACUUCUGUGGUGUAUACGGAUUUAAACCUUCGUAUCACCGCCUCCCGUGGUACGGGGCAGUCAAUUCCCUGGAUGGUCAGGAAUCCAUAUCAACUGUUGUCGGGCCAAUGUCGACGUCUAUGAGUGGGCUUCAAAUCAUUACCAAGGCCAUUCUGGACGCCAAGCCCUGGCGUAAGGACCCACAGGCUCUGAGAAAGCCUUGGGACCAUGAAGGAUAUGCUUUGAGCGAGCACGUCGGAGGCAAACGCCUAUGCUUCGGUAUUAUGUGGGACGAUGGAACUCUGAAGCCACAUCCGCCUGUCCUACGAGCGUUGAGGCAAGUCAAGGGUGCCUUGGAGGCCGCCGGACACUCGGUUAUCGAUUGGACUCCUUACAAGCAUGGCGAAAUAUAUGAUGUAACGAGAGCCAUCUGGUAUGCUGAUGGUGGCGAAGAUUAUGAAGCCUGUUUGUCGCCGACAGGAGAGCCGCUUAUCAACUCAAUGAAGCCGGGUGCAGAUCCGCACGAAGUUGUGGCACAUCGCAAGCCACGCGAACCGCUCUCAGCUUACAAGCUAUGGCAGCUUCACAAGCAGAAGCGACGGUUAAGGAAAGAGCACCUUGACCGCUGGGAGUCUACGUCCUCUAGAACGGGUACGGGGAGGCCUAUUGAUGCCUUGUUGUGUCCCGUUGCCCCCUACGUGGCUGUCCCUCAUGGCCAGACACGGUCCGCAGUGUAUACCAUGAUCUGGAAUGCUUUAGAUUAUCCCGCAUUGGCCAUACCUGUGACGAAGGUGGAUCCUUCUGUCGAUACGGUUCAAUCUCGAGAGCGAUUCUUUAGCCCGGAUGACGAGACCCUACACAAGCUGUACGAUCCAGAGAUAUUCAAGGGAGUGCCUGUCGGAAUACAACUUGUCACGCAGCCACAAGAAGAGGAGGCGUUGUUGGCGAUGGGGCAGAUUGUGGAUGAUGCUAUCCGAAAGCCGUCUGAAACUUGUGGACUUUAG
Messenger RNA from Gloeophyllum trabeum ATCC 11539, 1686 nucleotides. RefSeq names its product amidase. Bases 1 to 1686 code for a protein of 561 amino acids. The record is from RefSeq and is a predicted model, not a curated record. The transcript is spliced from 9 exons. NCBI's taxonomy places the organism in Eukaryota, Fungi, Basidiomycota, Agaricomycetes, Gloeophyllales, Gloeophyllaceae.